GUGGCGGCGGCGGGGCCUCGCGCGCGCGGUUAUUUAUUUAUUUCCGGGCCGGCGCGCUUAUAAUGGAGCCGCUGUGCGCGGAGCCUCCCGCCGCCGCCGCCGCCGCCGCCGCCGCCGUCCCUCCUCUUUUUUUUCCCGGCAGAUCUUUGUUGUGUGGGAGGGCAGCGGGGAUGGACUUGAGCUUGCGGAUCGCCUGCUAGAGCCGCCGCGCUUGGAGAGGGCGCCGCAGCCGCCGCCCCGAGGCCCCGCCGCUCCGGCUCCGGCUCCGGCUCCGCCUGCCGCGCCCGCUCGCCCCUCGCCUCCUCGCGCAGCCCCUCGCCUCGCGGCGGCAGAUGUGUGUGGGGUCAGCCCACGGCGAGGACUAUGGUGAAAUUCCCGGCGCUCACGCACUACUGGCCCCUGAUCCGGUUCCUGGUGCCCCUGGGCAUCACCAACAUAGCCAUCGACUUCGGGGAGCAGGCCUUGAACCGGGGCAUCGCUGCCGUCAAGGAGGAUGCAGUGGAGAUGCUGGCUAGCUACGGGCUGGCGUAUUCCCUGAUGAAGUUCUUCACGGGGCCCAUGAGUGACUUUAAAAACGUGGGCCUGGUGUUCGUGAACAGCAAGCGGGACAGGACCAAAGCUGUCCUGUGCAUGGUGGUGGCCGGAGUCAUCGCCGCCGUCUUUCACACACUCAUCGCUUAUAGUGAUUUAGGUUACUACAUUAUCAAUAAGCUGCACCAUGUGGACGAGUCGGUGGGGAGUAAGACAAGAAGGGCCUUCCUCUAUCUCGCUGCCUUCCCUUUUAUGGAUGCCAUGGCGUGGACCCAUGCUGGCAUUCUCUUAAAACACAAAUACAGCUUCCUGGUGGGAUGUGCCUCAAUCUCAGACGUCAUAGCUCAGGUCGUUUUUGUAGCCAUUUUGCUCCACAGCCACCUGGAAUGCCGGGAGCCGCUGCUCAUCCCCAUCCUGUCCCUGUACAUGGGUGCGCUCGUGCGCUGCACCACGCUGUGCCUGGGCUACUACAGGAACAUCCACGACAUCAUCCCCGACCGGAGCGGGCCCGAGCUGGGGGGAGAUGCAACAAUCAGAAAGAUGCUGAGCUUCUGGUGGCCUUUGGCUCUGAUCCUGGCCACGCAGAGGAUCAGCAGACCCAUCGUCAACCUCUUCGUCUCCCGGGACCUCGGGGGCAGUUCUGCAGCUACAGAGGCUGUGGCAAUUUUGACAGCCACAUACCCUGUGGGCCACAUGCCAUACGGCUGGUUGACAGAAAUCCGAGCUGUGUAUCCUGCUUUUGACAAGAAUAACCCCAGCAACAAGCUGGCGAACACGAGCAACACGGUCACCCCAGCGCACAUCAAGAGGUUCACGUUUGUGUGCAUGGCCUUGUCACUGACGCUCUGCUUUGUGAUGUUCUGGACCCCCAAUGUCUCCGAGAAGAUUCUGAUAGACAUCAUCGGAGUGGACUUUGCCUUUGCCGAGCUCUGUGUCAUUCCUCUGCGUAUCUUCUCCUUCUUCCCAGUUCCAGUCACCGUCAGGGCCCAUCUCACUGGGUGGCUGAUGACCCUGAAGAAGACCUUUGUCCUGGCGCCCAGCUCCGUGCUUCGGAUCAUCGUGCUCAUCACCAGCCUCGUGGUCCUACCAUACCUGGGGGUACAUGGAGCCACCCUGGGCGUGGGCUCCCUGCUCGCAGGCUUCGUGGGAGAAUCCACUAUGGUCGCCAUUGCAGCAUGCUACGUCUACCGGAAACAGAAAAAGAAGAUGGAGAAUGAAUCCGCCACGGAGGGAGAGGACUCCGCGAUGACCGACAUGCCUCCCGCCGAGGAGGUGACAGACAUUGUGGAAAUGCGAGAGGAGCGCGACUGAAGCACUGGACACCGAGGGGCACCGCAGGGACAGCUGGACGACACUGCACCGUCGUCUCCUCCCUCUCCCACUGCGUCCUCUCUCUCCCCCGCCAUGUCCCCCUCCCAAUGGAAGAGGCCUUGAUUUAAAGGUUUCCUGUAAAUCCUCUAGCAUACUGGGUAUGCUCACACUGAUGUGGGGACCUAAGGAAGGGUCUUUACUGUCGCUUUGUAAACACAAAACCAUUGACUUUGUGCCCCUGCUUCACGAGAACCGAAGGACAUAGCUGCCUCAUAGUCGAAGUCUCUACUCCCGGAACAAUCUCCACUUGGAACCAAAGGACUGCGCCUGUGCCACCGUCCAGCGGGCUCCUCUGCCCAGCAGGCCCUGGACUCUGUCCCUCUGUGUCUUUGGAAUCAGCAGGUGAAAGUGUGGCCACUCUGACUCGCUUCCAGGCAGUGUGGAUGUACAGAGACGGGAGCGGGCGCCAGUGCCCCUGCACCGCGGACACGCCAGCUGCCUGCAGCACACAGAAGGUGGCCACGGGCCACAGCUGGAGUCACCACUCGAACCGAGGAACAGAUCAGUGACCACGCCCGGCUGCGGUACGGAAACACUGUCCCGCAGGAAGCUUCGCGACGCCACCAGAGCAGCACCUCACUCUGUGUCCUCCAGUUUGCGUGAGCCCUCCCCGCCCACGUGUAUAUACAUGAGCUAAGUUUUCAAAGUCGUGCACAAGCGCAUCUCCAGACGCCAGCGUCCCUCCCUCCGCAUGACUCUCCCCGAGGGCUUGCUUGUCACUCACCUCUCCUGAAGGUGGCACUAGAGCGAGCUUACCGGCGCCUUCUAACUUCCCACUUAGUUUUCCCGUGAACUGAAGCUUUAAGUCUAAUCUAGCAUUCUAAUGCCAGAUUGCUGUCUCCUAACCUUUGAAGUAGAUUUAUUACCUGGUUCUGCCACUCCCAGUCACAACUGUGCGGUACAGGUAAUUCAGAGUGUACCACGGUACUUCUGUCUCACACACACCAUAAAGCAAGACAUUUUAUAGACGAUUAUCAAAGUCACUAUGUGAUACUCCCUGAAAUAAUGCAUUGGAAGUCCAUUUAGUGCAGUAUAUUUUUCUAAGUUUUUGAAAGCGGGUUUUUUCCUUUAAAAAAUUAUGGCCACAGGUCACUAAAUUGAUUUAGUCAAAAUAACUAGACUGAAAGAACCUAAACAAAAAAAAAAUAUUUUAAAGAUAUAAAUAUAUGCUGUAUAUGUUAUGUAAUUUAUUUUAGGCUAUAAUACAUUUCCUAUUUUCGCAUUUUCAAUAAAAUGUCUCUAAUACAAUAUGGUGAUUGCCUGCGUGCUAGCAUACAUACAGUAGAAUUACUUCACUGGCCAUUCUAUCUUACUUGUGGCAGUUUUGGUUUCUUUUUUUUUUUACAAAGUCCUUCUGUAUGAAUGUAAGGGUUGGUGGUAAAUAACAAGAGAACUAUUUUCCAUGAUGGGUAACUGGAAAUAAAUGGGUCUACUGGUAUACACGACAGGGGAGAUGAGGGUAAGUCGGAAGGGCAGCAAAGAAAAAAGGCCUCGCGUGUCUGUUGUCUUCGCGCUGUGUAACCGCACUGUUCCUCAGAGAGACAAGACUGUAAGGGCGGACAGCAGGCCGUGGACAGCACUGGGUUUCAUUCACAUCCCUGGAUACUCACCGCCCCGCGGAUGUGCCUACCAUGGGGACGAGUCCCUGCAUACUUCCUCCAAGUGGCUUUUCAUUUAUAUAUAGACGGUUAAGACACAUAGCUGCUUUGGGGGGGGUUCAGGGGCAGAUCUGAAAUGAUGGAAAAAAACCCCAUCUAAUUGUACUGGCUUUUUUUAAAGUACGUGACUAGAAAAUUAAACAGCAGUAUUUUUUAA
Messenger RNA from Cavia porcellus (domestic guinea pig), 3717 nucleotides. RefSeq names its product ANKH inorganic pyrophosphate transport regulator (gene Ankh). Gene Ontology annotation, biological process: phosphate ion transmembrane transport. Gene Ontology annotation, cellular component: plasma membrane. The coding region runs from base 364 to 1842 and encodes 492 amino acids. NCBI's taxonomy places the organism in Eukaryota, Metazoa, Chordata, Mammalia, Rodentia, Caviidae. Gene Ontology annotation, molecular function: phosphate transmembrane transporter activity. The record is from RefSeq and is a predicted model, not a curated record. The transcript is spliced from 12 exons.